AGUGAUUUCAAUUCAUUUUCAAACCGGUCUUCGAAUUUGAACAGAGAGCAUUUGGUUAUCGUAACGGCUAUUUGGUGUUUAGUAAAUUUGUUACGGCGUUGAUUUAUUUUUUUAAAGGAAUUUUAAAUUACUUGAACUGAAAAUGCCUGGUCAAGAAAGUAACAGACUUAGAAACUUUAAGCACAAGGGCAAAGAUAAUGAGGAAAUGAGAAGACGACGAACUGAAAUAAAUAUAGAAUUAAGAAAACAAAAGAAAGAUGAUCAGUUAUUGAAAAGAAGAAAUUUUAUUACAGAUGAAAAUGAGUCUCUUAGUCCUGUACAAAAUAAGAUACCAGUUAUGUCUAUGGAAGAGAUUGUUCAAGGAGUAUGCAGUCCAGAUCCUGAACUCAAAUUACAGGCUACUCAGUCUGCUCGUAGAAUUUUGUCUAGAGAAAUAAAUCCUCCUGUUGAUUCUAUAAUUCAAGCUGGUUUAUUACCUACAUUUGUUGAAUUUUUAAGUUGCCAUGACAGUCCUGCUCUACAAUUUGAAGCAGCUUGGACAUUAACAAAUAUAGCCUCUGGUAAUUCUGAACAAACUCAAUGUGUUGUUAGUGCUGGAGCUGUUAUACCAUUUAUAAAUCUUUUAUCAUCUCCUCAUGUUAAUGUUUGUGAGCAAGCGGUCUGGGCAUUAGGAAAUAUAGUAGGUGAUGGUUCAACUUUGAGAGAUUAUGUUGUUCAACGUGGAAUUCUUCCACCUUUAUUAAAACUUAUUAAUCCUGAUACACCAGUUCCUUUUUUAAGAAAUAUAGCAUGGACAUUAUCAAAUUUAUGUCGUAAUAAAAAUCCUCCUCCAUCUUUUGAAGUAGUCCAAGCUUGUCUUCCAGCUCUUGCUCAAUUAAUAUUUCAUUCAGAUGAAGAAGUUGUUGCUGAUGCUUGUUGGGCCUUAUCAUAUAUUAGUGAUGGCACCCAAGAAAUGAUUCAAGAAGUUAUUAAUGCAGGUGUUGUUCCUCGAUUGACUGAAUUGUUAGAAUGUUCAGAAAUGGCAGUAGUAACUCCAGCUUUAAGAGCAACAGGAAAUAUAGUUACUGGUAAUGAUGUACAGACUCAAACUGUCAUAGACUGUGGUGCUCUUCCAUCAUUUCAUAAACUACUUAAUCAUACUAAAAUAAAUAUUCAAAAGGAAGCAGCAUGGACAUUGUCUAAUAUAACUGCUGGUAAUGAUAAACAGAUUCAAGCUGUUAUUGACUCGGGACUGAUAGAACCUAUUGUAGAAAUUAUUGCAAGUGGGGAUUACAAAAGCAAAAAAGAAGCCACCUGGGCCGUUACAAAUCUCACAAGUGGAGGAACAUUGGACCAAAUAGUUUAUAUUAUUCAAGCAGGUGUAAUUCCACCACUCUGUGACAUGUUAAAGGUACCCGAAGCAAAAAUAAUUUUGCUAGUACUUGAUGCUUUUAGGAACAUUCUUGCAGCAGCUGAAAGAAUUGGAGAAAUAGAAAAAGUUUGUUUGUUGAUAGAAGAAACGGGUGGAUUAGAUAGAAUUGAAGAACUCCAGCAGCAUGAAAAUAAUGAAGUAUAUAAGAGUGCCUUAGAAAUUAUUGAUCGUUACUUUUCUGGAAACGAUGAUACCAGUGAUGAAUUGCUUCCUCAGACCGAUGUCUGUGGUAACUUUCAAUUCUCUAAUGACGGACCACCAGAAGGAGGAUUUUCAUUUUAAAAAAGAAGAGAGAAUGUAAAUAAUUUGUUACAAAAAUUUUACAGUACUUGCCAAAUUUUGUAUUUUUUUCAAAUCAAUUUCAGUUUUCAUUUCUAAAAAAAAUUUGAAGUUCCUACUUGUAUUGACUGUUAAAUUUUAUUUUAAUUCUGUAUUAGUGUUGGUAUCCAUUCUUCUUUCCCAUA
Messenger RNA from Centruroides sculpturatus (bark scorpion), 1875 nucleotides. RefSeq names its product importin subunit alpha-5-like. The transcript has 12 exons. Gene Ontology annotation, molecular function: protein binding; nuclear import signal receptor activity. Bases 143 to 1693 code for a protein of 516 amino acids. The record is from RefSeq and is a predicted model, not a curated record. Gene Ontology annotation, biological process: NLS-bearing protein import into nucleus. Lineage: Eukaryota; Metazoa; Arthropoda; Arachnida; Scorpiones; Buthidae. Gene Ontology annotation, cellular component: cytoplasm; nucleus.